Messenger RNA from Rotaria sp. Silwood2, 1185 nucleotides. Lineage: Eukaryota; Metazoa; Rotifera; Eurotatoria; Philodinida; Philodinidae. The record is from the annotation of a GenBank genome assembly.
AUGUUGUGUAUUAUUAUAUUGAUAAUAGUUUUUCAUGAAACGUUAACAGAAAAAUGUCCUGGUCAAGAAUAUUCAACACCAUUUAAUUCAUCUUCUUCAAUUUUUACUAAACAAUUGAAUGUCUUUUGGUCUAUUUAUGGUAAUUGUGAAGAAAAAUUGGAUACAAAUGAUAAUUGUUUUGGAGAUAAUCCAGCUUGGAUAGAAUGGGAUGCAUUAAAGUUUAGUUGGAAUAAUCGAAAUGGAUAUCGAGAUCAUGGUAAAACAAUACUUUUUCGAUUUCCAAUUAAUGGAAUAAAUGGAACAAAAGGUGAAUUGUCUGAUGGAUUUAUUUGGUCAUGGUUAGAUUCAGAACGAUGGCCUGAUGCACGAGGAUCUCAUGGAUCUAUGGCUUCCUAUCAUUUUGAUCAAUUACCUCGAUUUGCUGCUGCUAUUUAUCAAUAUUAUGUUUGGACACAUGAUCGAAUAUUUCUUCAAUCAAUUUUAUCACGAGUUGAAUUAGUAAGGAAUUUUUUGAUUGUUAACAUGAAUGGAUCAUUGGGAAUACCAAUCAAUAUGAUUAAUGAUGAUGCAUGGAUAGCUCUAACAUUUUAUACAGCUCUUAAUAAUAUGGCUGAAUUAGAAAAUGUUCUUGAAAAUAAAAAGCAAAAAGACUUAUAUCAAUCGUUAGCUAAUAAAUUCAGCUAUAUUUUUGAUGAAACUUUUUGGAAUGAAACUACAGGAAGAUAUGUUGGGUGGAUUGAUAAAAAUGGUAAUCAGCAUGAUAAUGGUUAUGUAUUUAUUAAUCUAGAAGCACUUGCUCGUGGUUUAGGUAAUCGUACGAAAGCAGAUCGUAUUUUUGAUUGGUUAUCACAACCAGCUGAUCCAAUUCUUAUUGGUCCACAUAAUGGAAGUACUGAUGUUUAUCAUAAUAUUGUAGCUCCAAGAACUACAACAGAAAAUGUUGCUCAAUCAGAUUGGGAUGGAUGGUCAGAUCCAAAUGAAGGACGAAGACCUUAUGGUGGUCUUGUUGAAAGUGGCGGAUCAAUGAUAUGGUUAACAUACUAUGAUGUUAUGGCUCGUCUUCGUUUUAAUUAUACUGAUCAAGCUUUCAAAAUAUUGAAUAGUAUGUUAGAACGUAUUGAUAAUGAUUCUAACUGUUUAACUUUUAAUUAUGAAAAAGGACGAAUAAGAGAUGAUUUUGAAUAA